UGUGUCGCCGUCACGCACUAGACACUUUCGCAUCCACAGGGGGCUGACAGGCUCUAACGCUUUAAACCAAGGAUUCCCGUAGCCAUCGGAAAAGAACUGAGACGAUAUUUCUGAGUAGUAAUAAGCACAACUAAUCACCGACUCUGUGUUUAUAUACUCCUUAGCGCAAUGUAGAUGGUGCAGCUUACGUCAAGACGAGCCCCCGGGCGGGCAAUUUUGGGAAAACAACGCUGCUUGCUGUUUCUGUCCGUGGCAUUUGUGUUGGCAUGCCCUGGACUUGAUGUCCUAUCGCCACAUGGGGUGGCCCUUGCGGCCAGAGACCACGACAGCGGUACAUUAACAGAAGACCCUUACGCCGUCGCUGUCGCUGAUAGCAGCAGCAGUCACUGCAGCGACAACGGCAGUGGAUGCCAUUUCAUCCAAGCCUUCGAUGCGCCAUCCUCCGCUUCCCACCGCCAGCUCCUAGCAACGCUUCCUUCAAGCGCUACCAAUGGUUCCGCGUCCGCUGCUUUCCCCGCUUCCGCCUUCGCAACCUGGUGCUCAUCCAACGCGGCAUGUGCUGCAGCCGGCAAUCUCGGCCUUUCGCUGCUUUACCACACCAACACCUCGGAAAUCACCGCUUCGACUUUGAACUGGCCGAACGUAUUUUUCGGUGCUGGCGUGUCUUCCCUGCAGCUCAUCUCAGGCGUUGUGGAGCUGCAGCUCUCAGGGUUCCCAGCAAAGCAGGAUCAACUCAUAUGCAGCUCAAGCAGCCCUUGCGUUGCGCAACUCGCUAUUCCAGUUAGCUCUACGGCGGAUGUGACUCGGUCCUUCGUGUGCAUUCGGCUCGAGCCCAGUGUGAUUGGCGGUUACUACCAGGCGUAUGGCUACCCACCCGGCUCGGAUGGCACGGUUAUUUCGGGGAUUCCCGUGAACAAUGUACUCAAAUGCAACACCACCAAGUUCGGGAAGCACAUUAUCAUGCAGUACAAGCAGUCAGCGCUUGUGCCGCCGUCGCCGCCGGUGCCGCCGCCGCCACCGCCACCGCCGCCGCUGAACACGACGGGAGCUAAGCUUACAUCUGACACGCAGCUCAAGAUGCUAAUUUCCAUGUCGCUCGGUUUCGACACACUCAAGGCCAACGAAACGCUGUUGAGCUCGCUGACGUCCUCCCUGGAGUCGUCGCUCACCACCUCCCUGGGAGCCAUGGUUCCGGCGCUGCUGCUGCUCUCCUCCGAAACCAACUCCACAGGCAGCAUCUACAAGAUCAGCCGCGAUACAACGAACACAAAGACCGUCGUCUCCGUCGACAUACGUGUGGUGGUCCCCGCGGGCGCCACGGAGAGCCAGGUGUCGGCGCUGGAGAAGCUGCUCGCGGAAAACACAACCGCCGUCUUUAGCGGCUCGCCGUACAGCAGCUACCUGCUGGGCCCCGCCAGUGUGUCCGUGGUGACCUCCGAAACCAGCACCCUCAGCGACGGAGCCGUGGUAGCCAUCACGCUGUGCACGCUGCUGGCGCUGGCGCUGCUGAUCGGAGGCAUCUACGCGCUGGUCAAGUGGCGACAGCACGAGGCAAUCCUGCCAAAGAAGCCUACCGGCGAUUGGGACGCGUACGGCUCUGCGGUCGUACAACCUCGCAGCACAGCGUACAGACGGCGCGAGAAGGAGAAGGAGAAGCCCACCACCUUUGGCGAGGAUGUGGCCUCCGCGUUGCCACCGGCAGCGGUUGCGGCCGGGUCGUCAGGCAGCAAGCCGGGAGGCAAGGGAAGCAAUACGGAGAGUGGAGGAGCAGGUGUGAAGAGCGGGGCCGAGCUGAAGCCACAUUGACCGGGACUGCGCCAGUGAUCAUGAAUGCGCGCAUCGUAGCCGCAUGCGAAGGAUUGACAGUGGUUAUGGUUGUGCGGUGUGGUAGGUGCUGGCGGGCAAGUGGAGAGAGGCGUGCGUUGUUUGUACUAUUCUAGCGAUCGCCGUUUACCUCGACGGCGGUGUAAUGAUGCACAUGAGCCACAGUCUGCGCGACGCGAUUUCGGAUUGUUUUGACUGCUGUUGUUGCACUCUUAAGUCGUACAAUAAGCCUUACUAAGCGCCCUGCUUGCUUGCUGUUCGAAUUCAGCCAGAGCUUGACGUUAUCUGGGAACUGCGAUGGCAGCUUCCCACAAGCCUCGUGUCCUCCACCGCAACGCCAAUCUACGGCUAUCCUACACAACUGCAACCGUAAUGGUUUAGCC
Astrephomene gubernaculifera is the source of this 2207-nucleotide messenger RNA. NCBI's taxonomy places the organism in Eukaryota, Viridiplantae, Chlorophyta, Chlorophyceae, Chlamydomonadales, Astrephomenaceae. The record is from the annotation of a GenBank genome assembly.